This is a messenger RNA of Cladophialophora carrionii CBS 160.54, 765 nucleotides long. RefSeq lists its product as uncharacterized. The record is from RefSeq and is a predicted model, not a curated record. The coding region runs from base 1 to 765 and encodes 254 amino acids. The transcript has a single exon. NCBI's taxonomy places the organism in Eukaryota, Fungi, Ascomycota, Eurotiomycetes, Chaetothyriales, Herpotrichiellaceae.
AUGGCGUCCACGACACAAUCCUGGGCGGCCGCAACGCAGUCUUGGGCGUCCUGGCUGCUAGACUCUUAUGCCUCGUCCGUCUCGCCUCUGGCCACGGACACGUCGUUUCACCACCACGAGGACUCCCAUUCCGUCUCCGAGUCGUCCUACCACGAAAGCCACUCUUCCGUGUCGUCUAUAUCGCUGUCCUCGGCCUAUGGACCUUACGUGAAAUCCGGGCGCGGUGGUGCCGGCAAUUUCACCUGGGAGACGGAUCUCCAGCUUGCCCCACGAUCUAGCUCUCCAGUCGACCUCGAAGCAAACAUACCGCAGAGACAGACAUCUCUAGCUGAACGUCGCAAAGCAGCGGCCCGGCUUGAGCACAUCAACACCCAGGAAACGAUGCGCCUGCGCCAGAGCUCCGCGCAGUAUCGGGGUCUUGGUCGCGGCGGUGCCGGAAACUACGCUUCCACCGACACGCUACCCAUCCAGCGAAGUGUCACCCUCCCCGCGACUUUGAUAUCGUCGAGCACGCCGAAGCCGCCUAGUCCGAAACAUCAGAAUUUACACCCUAGUGUGCAUCCGGGACGAGGUGGUGCCGGCAAUUAUGCUGCCGCAGCUGAGCUGAGUGGCCGAGCCGAGACCGGCAAGGAACAAGAGGAGAGACAUGCCGCCGAGCAGAGACGGGAACAAAUUGUCGAAGAGGUGGACGGGAUAAUUCAACCUCCCCCAGGCGCGUGGCUCGGUGGAAGGAGGAAAAGUGAAUCCAUGUACGACCAGGUGUGA